Messenger RNA from Epinephelus moara (kelp grouper), 4090 nucleotides. Its product is annotated as cytohesin-3-like. Gene Ontology annotation, molecular function: guanyl-nucleotide exchange factor activity. Bases 316 to 1500 code for a protein of 394 amino acids. Gene Ontology annotation, biological process: regulation of ARF protein signal transduction. The transcript has 13 exons. Lineage: Eukaryota; Metazoa; Chordata; Actinopteri; Perciformes; Serranidae. The record is from RefSeq and is a predicted model, not a curated record.
UGCAGACGGAGCAGCUGAGGAUGGAGCAGAGAGGAGGCAGACGCUCCGGGUCAGACACCUCUGAAAUAUACUCUGUACUAUUACGGACCUUCCUUUAAUUCACCCCCAGACUGCGGCUUGUUUUUCUGUCUGGUUUUAUAUCAUUUCCGCCGCUGACAUCUUGGCACCAGCCCGCUCCACUUCAUCUGCCUGUCAACACGCCGGACUGUCUGUCAGCGGGGAAAACACACAGAAAUCCCGCUGAAAAACACUCAUAAUACAUUUUCCACCGGACACACCUUCCCCUCGGACUGCCCUGUCACUACUACAAUCAACAUGGAUGAAGACAAUCACGUUCCUGAGGAUCUGUCCCUGGAGGAGAGGGAUGAGCUUUCAAACAUCCGACGCAGGAAGAGAGAGCUGCUCGAUGAUAUUGAGAGGUUGAAGUUUGAGAUAGCAGAGGUCAUGACAGAGAUCGAGCAGCUGACCUGUGUUGGAGAAAGUAAAACAUCCCAGAGAAAUAAACAGAUCGCGAUGGGCAGGAAAAAAUUCAACAUGGAUCCAAAGAAGGGAAUCCAGUUCCUGCUGGAGAACGACCUCCUCCAGCACACUCCCGAAGACAUCGCCCAGUUCCUCUACAAAGGCGAGGGCCUCAACAAGACCGUCAUCGGAGACUACUUGGGCGAGCGGGACGACUUCAACAUCAAGGUGCUGCAGGCCUUUGUGGAGCUGCAUGAGUUUGCAGACCUCAAUCUCGUCCAAGCAUUACGGCAGUUUCUGUGGAGUUUCCGUUUGCCAGGUGAAGCCCAGAAGAUCGACCGUAUGAUGGAAGCGUUUGCCUCGCGGUACUGCCAGUGCAACCCCGGAGUCUUCCAGUCGACAGAUACCUGCUACGUGCUGUCAUUUGCCAUCAUCAUGCUGAACACCAGCCUACAUAACCCCAACGUCAGAGACAAGCCCCCUGUGGAGCGCUUCAUCUCCAUGAACAGAGGCAUCAACGAAGGAGGAGAUCUGCCAGAGGAGCUUCUCAGGAACCUUUACGACAGCAUCAAAAACGAGCCCUUCAAAAUCCCAGAGGAUGAUGGAAACGAUCUGACGCACACAUUCUUCAACCCCGACAGAGAAGGCUGGCUCUUAAAGCUCGGUGGCAGGGUGAAGACGUGGAAGAGGCGGUGGUUCAUUCUGACCGACAACUGCCUCUAUUACUUUGAAUACACAACAGAUAAAGAGCCUCGUGGGAUUAUUCCUCUGGAGAACCUCAGUAUCAGAGAGGUGGAUGAGCCCAGGAAACCUAACUGCUUCGAGCUCUACAACCCCAACCACAAAGGUCAGGUCAUCAAGGCCUGCAAGACAGAGGCGGACGGGCGUGUCGUCGAGGGCAACCACGUGGUGUACAGGAUAUCGGCCCCCACGCCGGAGGAAAAGGAGGAGUGGAUCAAAUCCAUCAAAGCAAGCAUCAGCAGGGAUCCUUUCUAUGACAUGCUGGCCACCAGGAAGCGGAGGAUAGCCAAUAAGAAAUGAUGACCGCCCACCUUUAUACACACCUGCAUCGCCACAAUGUCCAUGACCGGCAGAGUCCUUGUGCGUGUAUGUGUGUGUUAUGUUGUGGAGGCCUCCCGAGGGCAGACACAGGUGGGAGUUUACUGGACUGACAUGGAUUACGUUUAUUUCCACCUGAAGAUAGUCUGCACCUCAGCUCUCAGUCGAUUCAACCGUUUUAUUUCACCCGGCACAGACUUGGAACACUGAUGUGUCAUUUGAGUGAAACUUCAAAAUCUUUACUAAGCUGGAUGAUAACAGAUGGACAGAAGAAUAAGGACUACAGCCAUGACUGGGAUCAUGGGAAAUCUUUGCAUAGCGUGGCUGUGACGAGAUCGCCCACUGCUGGACACAUAAGGAAUUACACCUACAGGAGUAUUGUAACCUGAACAUCCAUCCUCCUCAUGUGUGGUAUUCCUUUCUUCCAGACCAGCUCGCCUGCUUGGUUGUCUGCCAACAUGACUCCCAGGCAACAUUUUAUUAUCUUCACCUCACAUGUCCUUUGACAACUGCCAACACCAACAAUGUUUUUUAGUAUCCUGUAACUACAGAAAGCCUCAAGCUUCUAAAUCAGCUGGUCUGAUUGUUAGCCCUCAAGUGACUGUACCUGUAUAUGCAAACACACUGAUUUAUUCUCAACUCAUAUACUUCAUUUACAGUACGCGCCCUAUUUGAAAGAGAAGGAAUUAAUACAGGUUAAAGGAUUAUUACUUCACAUAUAUUGAGUGUAAUGAGCCUUUUAAGUUUUAAAAAGCUAUAUGCAUCCUAUAUUAAUUCUGUAAACGCUCAUUUUAUGUAUUGAAGAUCCACCUGUGAUCAAGUUUGUUUCUUUUGUAUUUAUUUUCUUAAUUUGUUUAACAAAAGAGGCAGCCCCUGAUUUACAUUAUGCAUGUAUAGAAUAUAUUGUACAUACUGUUUUUUUUUCUUUCUCUGUUGUGUUUAUGUAGCAUGUAAAUCAUAACGGCCGUAGCCUAUACCCGUUCACCUUUUCAGUUUAACAGCUAAGUUUACAAUAGUGGAAGAGGGACUUUGUGCAGCUCUUUGCAGAGCAGUGGAACCUCCUCGCACUGUGUUAUUACUGAAUAUUCAGAUAAUACAUGAUGGUAUAUGAAAGAAUAACUCACUAUGCUGAGUUGGACAAGAGAGUGUAGGACAUAGGCGGGUUCAAAACACCUGUGAAAAAAGGUGAAACAAAUGAGAUACUGGAAUUUUCAAGACUCCAAUCGUGUGAAUGUUGACUGGAAUAUGAGGACUGUUUUUACAAACUGAGAUCAAGACGACUUUCAGCCUAAUCUUAUAUUAGUUGGAGUUUUGAGGGUUAAUCAUGGCUUGAUCUUCCACCCUGUCUACAUGUAUGUGGACAUUUUUGAAAACUGAUAUUUUCCCCUCUGUUUUAGAAAAUAAUUCUGUUCACAUGACCUUUGUUUUACAAAUUACCUGUCCACACUAGAACGCAAAAACAACCCCAAACUCUCGACGAUGUUGGCUGUCUUCCAGUCUCCCCUCAUCACAAAAGGUAGUAAAGUGUACAGGCUAACGAUACUUCCUAAUCUGCACCUUGGAAGGUGUUUUAGAAAAUUUCCAUUUUCGUGUGGACGAGAGGCCAAACCGUAGAGGAAAAUAUCUGUUUACAAAAAUAUCUGUAUACGUGUAGACGGGGCUUUAGUUUGGGAAAACUGCUCCUGAAUACUUUGAUGAAGACUUUGAAUAAAAUUCCAUGCUGAUCAGAAAACAGUUUUUGUGUGCAUGUGAAUUCAGUGAAAAGAGCUCGUCUCACAAAACGUACCAGGUCUUUGGUUAUUUCAAACAUGGAAACAAGUGUUGUGAAUAAAAUAUCAGCUGAGCCGUCUUGCUAACAGCUAGAAAUGUGUGUGUAUUUAACUAUUCGUGAUUACAGAAGAGUGCUUCCAGUUUCCAUCCACACUUAAUGUAUCUACAACAUUAAUUUAACGGUAGUAGAAAGUUUGUUCAACAAGAGGCUCGAAUACGAUCAGUCUAUUCCUAGUAUAUGAUACAAAGGCAGACAGGAGCUUUUCAAAAAUCCCUGGCAACACGUCAAUCAUCUCAAUCAGUGUUUUUCCAUUCAUUUCAGCGCAGCAUGUAAACAAAGUCAAAGACAGAGAAACAAAUUACAAUUUCUGACAUUAACAAAUGUAUUUUAAGGCGUUUACCUUUUACAAUGUAUAAAUUCUGACAUGCUAAACUAAAACAGUAUAACAGCAGUUUUUCAACUUCUGUCAAAAGUUGGAAAAAAAAAAAAUCAAACCAAAUCAAACCAUAAUCAUUCCCAACUUUUGUCCAGAGAAUAUGGUCAAAUUAACAUGAUUUUUUUUCUAAAAACAAAACAUCUACUGAUAACCCUGAUACAGGAUUUUUACGUAUAAAAAUAACUGAUAGUACAGUUCAAAAUUAAAUUCACAGUAUUUUUUAUGACGCUAGAAGACACAAACUGUAUUUUUCAUUAAAAAGCAAACACAAAUGGUCCACAGCCAUGAUAACAAAUUUUUGAUGUUUUUUUUUUAAAAUGUUUGAAAAGAAAUAGAAUGUGAGAGAGAGAGAGAGAGAGAAAGAG